AUAACAAGCAAGCAACGACGGGUUUUAUUCUGUUCAGCGCGGCUAUAGAACAUUUUUGACUGUGUUAAUUACAACCCAAUUACAAUGUCUAUCUCUCUGGACGAUCUCGAAUCUAUCUUGCAGCAGCAGCAAGUUCAGAAUGAAGCAGCUCAACUAAAAUUAAUCGAAGCCCUCACUCAGAAGCUGUCCAUUCAAGUUCCAUCAAUAUCUUAUUCAGACAAAUAUGAAAGCAUCUCAAAUUCCAUCAGUGAGUUCAACUACGAUCCAAUAUCUGGUCUUGUAUUUGAUGCAUGGUUCAAUCGUUAUGAAGACGUUUUCCGUAUUAAAUGCUACAUAUUUGAUGAUGCUGCCAAAGUCCGAUUGUUACUAAGAAAACUUGGAACUGUUGAGCACAACAGAUAUGUUAACUUCAUUCUGCCUAAGAACCCACG
Molecule: messenger RNA, 431 nt
Organism: Trichobilharzia szidati
Lineage: Eukaryota; Metazoa; Platyhelminthes; Trematoda; Strigeidida; Schistosomatidae
Source: the annotation of a GenBank genome assembly